CCCGCACAGUACUCUUAUCUCUAGCAAUACCAAACCAAUCUCCAAUCAUGCCAGAAGUAAGUAUGCGAAUAGACCACUGUGUCAAGCCAAGAUUAUUAACAUUGCCACUCCUUUCGAGCGUUUCUGCGUUCACCAAAAUGAGCCGCUGAGUGCGGAUGGAAAGCGUGGGAAUKGUUGACCUGCAGUGCGACUUUGCGGUGCGAAAUGGUACCCAUCUGGUUCGAAUUCCUUUAGUAUUAUUGGUUGGGAUGAAAUCAUGUUUGGAUCUAUUGACCUAUGCACACAGCCGAAAAAAAUUGUCGUCGAUCGUAUCAACAGCUUAAUUUUUUUGGUUUGUUCGUUUUUUUCUAUGAAUUUUCCCUCUGCUUACUACUAGAUCGAAGAAAUCGACGAGUCCGUCCCCGAGCUCGAGGAAAUUGAUGACGUCCCCCAGUUGGAGGAAGGAGCUGAUCCCAAUGCCGCAGCUGCUGCCGCCGCUGCCAUGGCUGCCGCCAUGCCUCCCCCGGUCCAAAACCGUAACGAGAAGAAGGCACGCAAGGCGAUGCAAAAGCUUGGCAUGAAGCCCGUCGGAGGAAUCCUGAGGGUGACCGUAAAGAAGUCGAAGAACGUCCUCUUUGCCAUCAACAAGCCCGACGUCUACAAGUCGACCACGGCCGAUACAUACGUUAUCUUUGGGGAAGCCAAAUCGGAAGACUCUGGUGCCGCCGCACGCCAACAAGCUGCCGCCGGUCAAUUCAACGCCCCCCAGGAAGCCGCCCCCCCUGCSAUGCCCGAGAUGGAAGAGACCGCCGCUGAGACCGCCGCCGACGAGGAGGCUGUUGACGAAACGGGAUUGGACUCCAAGGAUAUCGAAUUGGUCAUGUCCCAAGCUGGAUGCAACCGUGCCAAGGCAGCUAAGGCUCUCAAGGAGAAUGAUGGWGAUUUGGUAAACAGUAUCAUGAGUUUGACGAAAUAAUUAUGAUAKUUGGAUGAUUGAUUCUACUAUCAACUGAUGAAUCGUAUACAAAUGAAUUAUAGUUUACGUU
This is a messenger RNA of Pseudo-nitzschia multistriata, 1025 nucleotides long. Lineage: Eukaryota; Bacillariophyta; Bacillariophyceae; Bacillariales; Bacillariaceae. The record is from the annotation of a GenBank genome assembly.